Trichosurus vulpecula (common brushtail) is the source of this 5820-nucleotide messenger RNA. Its product is annotated as myosin-4. Gene Ontology annotation, molecular function: cytoskeletal motor activity; ATP binding; actin filament binding. The transcript has 38 exons. The record is from RefSeq and is a predicted model, not a curated record. Bases 1 to 5820 code for a protein of 1939 amino acids. Gene Ontology annotation, cellular component: myosin complex. Lineage: Eukaryota; Metazoa; Chordata; Mammalia; Diprotodontia; Phalangeridae.
AUGAGUUCAGAUGCUGAGAUGGCUGUUUUUGGGGAGGCCGCUCCUUACCUCAGGAAGUCUGAGAAGGAGCGGAUUGAAGCCCAGAACAAGCCUUUUGAUGCGAAGAACUCUGUCUUUGUUGCGGAGCCCAAGGAAUCCUAUGUGAAAAGUGUCAUCCAGAGUAGGGAAGGGGGAAAGGUGACAGUGAAGACUGAAGCUGGAGCGACUCUGACAGUAAAGGAAGAUCAAGUUUUCUCCAUGAACCCUCCCAAAUAUGACAAGAUUGAGGAUAUGGCCAUGAUGACUCAUUUGCAUGAGCCUGCUGUCCUGUAUAACCUCAAAGAGCGUUAUGCAGCCUGGAUGAUUUAUACCUACUCAGGGCUCUUCUGUGUCACUGUCAAUCCCUACAAGUGGCUGCCAGUGUACAACCCAGAGGUGGUGACUGCCUACAGGGGCAAAAAGCGUCAAGAGGCCCCUCCCCACAUCUUCUCCAUCUCUGACAAUGCCUAUCAGUUCAUGCUAACUGACCGGGAGAACCAGUCAAUCUUGAUCACCGGAGAAUCUGGUGCUGGAAAGACUGUCAACACCAAGCGUGUCAUCCAGUACUUUGCAACAAUUGCAGUGACUGGGGAAAAGAAGAAGGAAGAGCCAACUCCUGGAAAGAUGCAGGGGACCCUUGAAGAUCAAAUUAUCAGUGCCAAUCCCCUACUGGAGGCCUUUGGCAAUGCCAAGACAGUGAGGAAUGACAAUUCUUCUCGCUUUGGUAAAUUCAUUAGGAUUCAUUUUGGCACCACAGGGAAACUGGCUUCUGCUGAUAUUGAAACAUAUCUAUUAGAGAAGUCCAGAGUUACCUUCCAGCUCAAGGCUGAAAGAAGCUAUCAUAUCUUUUAUCAGAUCAUGUCCAACAAGAAGCCAGAGCUUAUUGAGAUGCUUCUGAUCACCACCAACCCAUAUGACUAUGCCUUUGUCAGUCAAGGGGAGAUCACUGUUCCCAGCAUCGAUGACCAAGAAGAGCUAAUGGCUACUGAUAGUGCUAUUGAUAUCCUGGGUUUCACUAAUGAUGAAAAGGUGGCCAUUUACAAACUAACAGGAGCUGUCAUGCAUUAUGGGAACAUGAAAUUCAAGCAGAAGCAACGAGAGGAGCAGGCUGAGCCAGAUGGCACAGAAGUUGCUGACAAGGCUGCCUACCUUCAAAAUCUGAAUUCUGCUGAUCUUCUUAAAGCCCUUUGCUACCCUAGAGUGAAGGUCGGCAAUGAAUUUGUCACCAAAGGCCAGACUGUGCAGCAGGUAUACAACGCUGUGGGUGCCCUGGCUAAAGCUGUCUACGAGAAGAUGUUCCUGUGGAUGGUCACUCGUAUCAACCAGCAGCUGGACACCAAGCAGCCCAGACAGUACUUCAUUGGAGUCCUGGACAUUGCUGGCUUUGAGAUCUUCGAUUUCAACAGCCUGGAGCAGCUGUGCAUCAACUUCACCAAUGAGAAACUGCAACAGUUCUUCAACCACCACAUGUUCGUGCUGGAGCAGGAGGAGUACAAGAAGGAAGGCAUUGAGUGGGAGUUCAUUGACUUUGGGAUGGACCUGGCUGCCUGCAUUGAGCUCAUUGAGAAGCCAAUGGGCAUUUUCUCCAUCCUGGAAGAAGAGUGUAUGUUCCCCAAGGCAACAGACACUUCUUUCAAGAACAAGCUGUAUGAACAACAUUUGGGGAAAUCCAACAACUUCCAGAAACCCAAGCCUGCCAAAGGGAAGGCUGAGGCCCACUUCUCCUUGGUGCACUAUGCUGGCACUGUGGACUACAACAUUGCAGGCUGGCUAGACAAGAACAAGGAUCCCCUGAAUGAAACCGUGGUUGGGCUCUACCAGAAAUCCUCAAUGAAAACUCUGGCCUUACUUUUCGUUGGAGGACCUGGUUCUGAAGGUAAGGGUGGUGGUGCAAAGAAGGGUGGAAAGAAGAAGGGUUCUUCUUUCCAGACGGUAUCAGCUCUUUUCAGGGAGAAUUUAAAUAAGCUGAUGACCAACCUUAGAAGUACUCACCCUCAUUUUGUACGGUGUAUCAUUCCCAAUGAAACUAAAACGCCUGGUGCCAUGGAACAUGAACUUGUCCUGCAUCAGCUAAGGUGUAAUGGUGUGCUAGAAGGAAUCAGAAUCUGCCGGAAAGGAUUUCCAAGCAGAAUCCUUUAUGCUGACUUCAAACAACGGUACAAGGUUUUAAAUGCAAGUGCUAUUCCAGAGGGACAGUUCAUUGACAGUAAGAAGGCUUCUGAGAAACUUCUUGGAUCCAUUGAUAUUGACCACACCCAGUAUAAAUUUGGGCACACCAAGGUCUUCUUUAAAGCUGGUCUUCUGGGAACCCUAGAGGAGAUGCGAGAUGACAAAUUAGCUCAACUCAUCACACGCACUCAAGCCAUAUGCCGAGGCUACUUGAUGAGGGUGGAAUUCAGGAAAAUGAUGGAAAGGAGAGAGUCCAUCUUCUGCAUCCAGUACAAUGUCCGUGCCUUCAUGAAUGUCAAGCACUGGCCCUGGAUGAAGCUAUAUUUCAAAAUCAAGCCUCUGCUCAAAAGUGCAGAGACAGAGAAGGAGAUGGCCAACAUGAAGGAAGAGUUUGAGAAAACCAAAGAAGAGCUUGCCAAGUCUGAGGCUAAGAGAAAGGAACUGGAAGAAAAGAUGGUGGCUCUGACACAAGAGAAAAAUGACCUCCUUCUCCAAGUGCAAUCAGAAGCAGAAGGUCUGGCCGAUGCUGAGGAAAGAUGUGACCAGCUAAUAAAAACCAAAAUCCAACUUGAGGCUAAAAUCAAGGAAGUGACUGAAAGAGCUGAGGACGAGGAGGAGAUCAAUGCUGAACUGACAGCCAAGAAGAGGAAACUGGAGGAUGAAUGUUCAGAGCUCAAGAAAGACAUUGAUGACCUUGAGCUGACACUAGCCAAGGUGGAAAAGGAGAAACAUGCUACAGAGAACAAGGUGAAAAACCUCACAGAGGAGAUGGCAGGGCUGGAUGAAAACAUUGCUAAGCUCACCAAAGAGAAGAAAGCCCUCCAAGAGGCCCACCAGCAGACUUUAGAUGACCUGCAGGCAGAGGAGGACAAAGUGAACACAUUGACUAAAGCCAAAACCAAAUUGGAACAGCAAGUGGAUGAUCUUGAAGGAUCAUUGGAACAAGAAAAGAAACUCCGCAUGGACCUAGAGAGAGCAAAGAGGAAACUAGAAGGUGACCUAAAGUUGGCCCAAGAAUCCACAAUGGAUAUUGAAAAUGACAAAGCACAACUUGAUGAAAAAUUAAAAAAGAAAGAGUUCGAAAUGAGCAACCUGCAAAGCAAAAUUGAAGAUGAACAAGCAUUGGCCAUGCAAUUGCAGAAGAAAAUCAAGGAGUUGCAGGCCCGCAUUGAAGAACUGGAGGAGGAAAUCGAGGCAGAACGCGCCUCUCGGGCUAAAGCUGAGAAGCAGCGAUCUGAUCUCUCCAGGGAACUCGAGGAGAUCAGCGAGCGCCUGGAAGAAGCUGGCGGGGCCACUUCAGCUCAGAUUGAGAUGAACAAGAAGCGAGAGGCUGAAUUCCAGAAGAUGCGCAGGGACCUUGAAGAGGCCACCCUGCAGCAUGAAGCCACAGCGGCCACUCUGCGGAAAAAGCACGCAGACAGUGUAGCUGAGCUUGGGGAACAAAUCGACAACCUGCAGAGGGUCAAGCAGAAACUGGAGAAGGAAAAGAGUGAAUUGAAGAUGGAGAUUGAUGACCUUGCUAGUAACAUGGAGUCUGUCUCCAAAGCCAAGGCAAAUCUUGAAAAAAUGUGCCGCACCCUGGAAGACCAGCUUAGUGAAAUAAAAACCAAGGAAGAAGAACAACAACGCCUCAUCAAUGACCUGUCAGCUCAAAGAGCACGCUUACACACAGAAUCAGGUGAACUUUCACGUCAGCUUGAUGAAAAAGACUCUUUAGUUUCUCAGCUGUCAAGAGGCAAACAAGCGUUUACCCAACAAAUUGAGGAACUCAAGAGGCAGCUUGAAGAGGAGACUAAGGCAAAAAAUGCUUUGGCCCAUGCCCUGCAGUCAGCCCGCCAUGACUGUGACUUGUUACGGGAACAAUAUGAAGAGGAGCAGGAAGCCAAGGCUGAACUACAGAGGUCAAUGUCCAAGGCCAACAGUGAGGUCGCCCAGUGGAGGACCAAAUAUGAGACAGAUGCCAUUCAGCGCACAGAGGAGCUGGAGGAGGCCAAAAAGAAACUAGCCCAACGCCUACAAGAUGCUGAGGAACAUGUGGAAGCUGUGAAUUCCAAAUGUGCUUCCCUUGAAAAGACCAAGCAGCGGCUGCAGAAUGAAGUGGAGGACCUCAUGAUUGACGUAGAGCGGUCCAAUGCUGCCUGCGCUGCUCUGGAUAAAAAGCAAAGGAAUUUUGACAAGGUGUUGUCAGAAUGGAAACAGAAAUAUGAGGAAACUCAAGCUGAGCUCGAAGCUUCCCAGAAGGAGUCCCGGGCUCUCAGCACAGAGCUGUUCAAGAUGAAGAAUGCCUAUGAGGAAUCCUUGGAUCACCUGGAAACCCUGAAGCGAGAGAACAAGAACUUGCAGCAGGAGAUUUCCGACUUAACUGAGCAGAUUGCAACAGGGGGGAAGCAGAUCCAUGAACUGGAGAAAAUAAAGAAACAAAUUGAGCAAGAAAAGGGGGAACUUCAGGCUGCUCUGGAGGAAGCCGAGGCUUCACUUGAGCAUGAAGAAGGAAAAAUUCUGCGCAUCCAACUUGAGUUAAACCAGGUGAAGUCUGAAAUUGACAGGAAGAUCGCUGAGAAGGAUGAGGAAAUUGAUCAGCUAAAGAGGAACCAUCUCAGAGUUGUGGAGUCCAUGCAGAGCACCCUGGAUGCUGAGAUCAGAAGCAGGAAUGAUGCUCUGAGGAUAAAGAAGAAGAUGGAGGGAGACCUGAAUGAAAUGGAAAUCCAGCUGAAUCAUGCCAACCGCCAAGCUGCAGAGGCCCUGAGGAAUCUGAGGAAUACACAAAGUAUCCUGAAGGACACCCAAUUGCAUUUGGAUGAUGCCAUCAGAGGCCAAGAAGACCUUAAGGAGCAGUUGGCAAUGGUUGAGCGGAGAGCUAACUUGAUGCAGGCUGAGAUUGAAGAGCUAAGAGCUUCUCUAGAACAGACUGAGAGGAGCAGGAAGAUAGCUGAACAAGAACUUCUGGAUGCUAGCGAGCGUGUGCAACUCCUACACACCCAGAACACCAGCCUCAUCAACACCAAGAAGAAGCUGGAAACAGACAUUUCCCAAAUCCAGGGUGAGAUGGAAGAUGUGGUUCAGGAAGCCCGGAAUGCAGAAGAGAAGGCCAAGAAGGCUAUCACUGAUGCAGCCAUGAUGGCUGAGGAGCUGAAAAAGGAGCAGGACACCAGUGCCCACCUGGAGAGGAUGAAGAAGAACAUGGAGCAGACCGUGAAGGACUUGCAGCACCGCCUGGAUGAAGCUGAGCAGCUGGCCCUGAAAGGAGGAAAGAAGCAGAUCCAGAAACUGGAGGCCAGAGUUCGUGAGCUUGAAAACGAAGUUGACAAUGAACAGAAACGCAACGUUGAAGUUGUGAAGGGCCUACGUAAACAUGAGAGACGAGUGAAGGAACUCACUUAUCAGACUGAGGAAGACCGUAAGAAUGUCCUCAGGCUUCAGGACCUAGUAGACAAAUUACAAACCAAAGUGAAAGCAUACAAGAGACAAGCUGAAGAGGCGGAGGAACAAUCCAAUGUCAACCUCUCCAAAUUCCGCAAGAUCCAGCAUGAGCUGGAGGAGGCUGAGGAAAGGGCUGACAUUGCUGAAUCCCAGGUCAACAAACUUCGGGUGAAGAGUCGGGAGGUCCACACAAAGAUUAUAAGUGAAGAGUAA